This is a messenger RNA of Triplophysa rosa, 3413 nucleotides long. Its product is annotated as FH2 domain-containing protein 1. The record is from RefSeq and is a predicted model, not a curated record. NCBI's taxonomy places the organism in Eukaryota, Metazoa, Chordata, Actinopteri, Cypriniformes, Nemacheilidae. The coding region runs from base 654 to 3296 and encodes 880 amino acids. The transcript is spliced from 13 exons.
CAUUGCACAGCAACUUUUAACACUCUUUAAACAUUGUUAAAGUUCACAUCAUGAGAUGUCUGUGUGUUUUAUUUCACGCUACACUACACGGUGUAAAUCUAAUUAGCAUAACAGUGUAGUUAGCGGUCUAGUGCGUGCUCGUGUGUAUGCGCGUGCGCGCGCGAGCUGUCUGACAGACGCGCUGAGAGACCACGCGCGCGCUUGUUGUUUCUGCCUUGUGUUGAAAUGUAAAGAAAUGCUGCAGAUAUUUUCUGACGUGAUGAUGAUCGUUUAAUCAUCGAUGACUUCAUGACACUUCAAGCCUUUCGAUUCGAAAUUGGAAUUGAUUUUCUGUUCCCAACCCUACUCAUCAUGUCAUGUCAAACCUGUAUGACUUUUUUCCAUUUUGAAGACUUCCCGGCUGAACUGUCCCUUUAAAUGAGCAGGAUUUUACAGAGACCACGUUGAGAUUUUCUCUUGAUUCUUCUGUUCCUUGAGAAGCAUCUUUUCCAGAGCUCACUGUCUUCUGAUGUUGCUUUUUCAUAUCAUGCAUGCAUGUGUCACCGUACUCCAACUGUCAAUCAUCCUUUGACCCCGCCCACCCCCUCUCUCAUUUAGUUUACUCCUGUCACUCCAGGUGUUAUGAGUGGAGUCUCAUUUUUAGCCAAUGAGACAUGGAGCUUUCAGGAAGAGGACGUGGAUCUUGUUUCAAUCCCCCUUCUUCCUCACAACCCGAGGAUGUCCUCAGUUAUGCUCCGCCCCCGGCCCCUCCCCUCCCUCCUCCCCUGCUGCUGGGAAAGCCUGUGCAGAGGAAGAGGAGGGUCAGGAGCUUCUACUGGAAACCCAUUCCAGAGGAGCGCGUCAAACGGCAGGACAGACCGAACCUGUGGACCCUCGGCCGACACAGCAGAGAAACAUCCUUCCACAUCGACAUCAGAGCCAUCGAAGAGCUCUUCGGACAACACGACGACACGCGGUCCCCUGCCGCGGCCGACAGGAGGAUGACGCGAGGACGAGGUUCUGUGAAAGAUCUCAGAGAGCAGAUCACCAUCCUGGAUUCCAAGAGAAGCAUGAAUAUCUCUAUUUUUCUCAAGCACCUUAAAAAGUCUGGUGAUGGUCUGCUGGAGGAUGUUCUUCGUGGGAACAGUGAAUCAUGUGAUGUGGAGUCUCUCAGAGGUCUGCUGAAGCUUCUGCCGGAGGAUGAUGAGGUGAAGAAGCUUCAGAUGUUCAGUGGAGACACUAAAGACCUCACACCGGCUGAUGCCUUCAUGUACACACUUAUCCAUCUACCCAGGUAUGGUGUGCGUGUUGAAGCUCUGCUGUUGAAGGGAGAGUUCUUCUCCUUGUGUUCAGCUGUGAAGAAGGACAUCACUGUGGUCCGGACUGCCAUCACAGAGCUGUUGAACUGUGAGGAGUUACACAACAUCCUUCAUUUAGUGCUACAAGCUGGAAACAUCAUGAAUGAUGGUGGUUUUGCUGGUAAUGCUGUUGGUUUUAAACUGUCUUCUCUGCUCUCACUGGCUGACACUAAAGCCAAUAAACCUGGAAUGAACCUGUUGCACUUUGUAGCUCUGGAAGCUCAGAAGAAAAAUCUGCUGAUGUCUCCUGAGAAACUUCAAAAUGUUCAGCAAGCAGCUCGUGUGUGUGUUGACAGUAUUCAUGUGGAGUUGAGUUCUCUGAGUGAGAGAGUUCAUCAGGUGCAGAUCAACAUUCAGACCGAUGAUGAUCUACUGACACAACUUCACUCGUUCCUCAAGAGUGCAGAUGAAGCUCUGGUGGAUUUAAGGCUCUGUAGGGAUGUGAUGGUGAAUGAAGGAAACGCUCUGAUCGAUUUCUUCUGUGAAGACAAAGAAACAUUCAAACUGGACGAGUGUUUCCACAUUUUCCAGAAUUUCUGCUCUAAAUUUAAAAAGGCCAUUCAGGAGAACGCUGAGCGAGGAGCGCGGGAGGAGUCACGCAGCAAACGUCUCAUGGAGCUGGAGGACAAGCGUCACUCGUGGGCGGGGCUUGAGGGUGUGGGAGGCGUCUUUGGGUUGAGGUCGAGCAGUGAGACAGAUGUCGAGGCAGCUUUAAGGAGGGAGGGGCUUCUGGACCUCCUCAGGACACACCCACAAAGUGCUCUCGGUCCACCGCUGAGGUUCGGGAGUGUCCGUCGCUCACGGCAACAGAGAGUCAACAGUGAUUUAACAGAGCGCCGCCAUGUGACUUCUGACCCCUCUGGAGAAGAUACGCACGCACUUCCUCCGAUACACUCUCUCUCUAUCACGCACACACACAAUGACACAAAUCCCACUCAUCUCCAUGGAAACCACGCUCAGGAAGGUUCCACCAAAACCAAGUCUGACCAUGACAGCAACACAACACACGCGUGUUCAGAGAAACCAAAGACCCACACUGUACAAGAAACGCAAAAACACAACAUUCAAACACACACACAGCAGGACACACUGAGAAAUGACGAGAUGACCUUCGACCCCUCACACGGAAACUCAGGAGAAUGUGAACGUCACAACCAAUCAGAGAGCUCGAAUAGAGGCGAUGGUGAUAAUGAUGUAAAGCUCACCCCUCAACAAACAAACAAGCGGUCACUUCAAUCCAGUGACAGACACACACGACCGAUACAAACAAGCAGCAAAACGUCCAUCCCGAAAACCCCCGAGCCAAAACACAGAUCAUCAGCAUCUCCUAAAACAUCCUCGUCCCUCUCAAAGUCUCCUCACCAUCGGCCCGUCCGCACCCUGACCUCCUCUGAGACGCAGAGCUUGAGGAAAGUUGUUCCCAUCAGUCGGUCCGGUUCCUCCGGUCAGCGGAAAUCUCCCGUUCGAGGUGCCAGUUCCAGUGGCAAGAAAAAACCGGUGACUCGACUGCCCCCCGAAGAGAAGAUGUGUCGCGCGACGCUGAGAGCCCUGGGUGCUUCCGCCCCUCAAACCUCCACCCACGCGUCCCAGCACCGGCACACCCCCGGCUUUGCUCGCAACACUGUGGCGUCCACCACACGACGUGCCGUCACUCCAAACCAGUGCUCUACAUCUGACCCCAAACAUCCUCCUCUGACCCGCGCGGCGUCACUCAGACUCUCACGUGUUCUCAGUCCACAGCGGAGUCCAGCCGUCACGCUCAGUAAAACACAAAGUGUUCGUCUGACGCCCCCCGCAGGACAUCCCAGAAUGAGCGGUGGCGGCGUCUCUCACCAAUCACAGAGUAAAUCUACCAAACCUGUCUGGAGAGCUCCACGACAUCCCAUCAUCAGAGAAGAAAUAACAGUGAGAGGAGAAGAGAAACCAUCCAUCAACACAACACUGAUCCUGUGUACCUGAACACACACGUACACACACAACAAAUGCACACACACAACACACGCACAGACAACACAUGCACAACACACACACAUAUUUGAUGAACAGCUGUCCGUCAACGAUCACAUUGCAAAGACA